Babesia sp. Xinjiang is the source of this 447-nucleotide messenger RNA. RefSeq lists its product as uncharacterized. The record is from RefSeq and is a predicted model, not a curated record. Gene Ontology annotation, cellular component: cytoplasm. The coding region runs from base 1 to 447 and encodes 148 amino acids. The transcript has 4 exons. NCBI's taxonomy places the organism in Eukaryota, Apicomplexa, Aconoidasida, Piroplasmida, Babesiidae.
AUGAUAGGUUCACGCAUAACUGCUUGGAUCACAUUGCAUACUAUCACUGUGUCCGGUUUUCUGCGCAAUGCGUCUUUGAUGGCUUCCCGAAAGGUAUCGGCGAAUCCGCCACCAUCUGAAGAGCGGACGUCUCCUAUAUCCCAAACUCCCAAAGGUGGCUUGGUACUAAAGGUUAGGGUGAAGCCUGGAGCGAAGAUGACUCAGCUCGUUGGUGAGUUUGAGGAUCCUCUGGGAGUGCAAGUUUCAGCACCUCCUCGUGAGGGAGCAUGCAACGAGGCUCUUGUUGAAUUCGUCUGUGAUAUUUUGAAACUGAAGAAACGUGACGUUUCACUGAUAUCAGGUCACAAAUCUCGUGAAAAAGUGCUCUCUCUGAGCGGUAUCGCGAUGGCGUCUGCAGAGGAACUAGUUCUCAAGCAACUGCAGAUCGACACUCAGUCCACCAAUUAA